Molecule: messenger RNA, 6475 nt
Organism: Hemibagrus wyckioides
Lineage: Eukaryota; Metazoa; Chordata; Actinopteri; Siluriformes; Bagridae
Product: protocadherin-7-like
Exons: 4
Coding region: 978-4940 (1320 amino acids)
Biological process (GO): homophilic cell-cell adhesion
Cellular component (GO): plasma membrane
Molecular function (GO): calcium ion binding
Source: RefSeq, a predicted model, not a curated record
UCUCUCGCGCGUGCAGUGCGGUAGAACGUGCAGGUGAUGGGAGGAGGAGGAGGAAGAGGAGGGAGGUGCGUGGACCGAGCAUGCGGGACUUGGACUUCAGGGGGCAAAAGACGCAUAGAACACGCGGACCAGUUCCCGCAACACACUUCCUCCCCUGCCCGCGCGAGCUCCCGAACCGGACUGCCGAUUACUUUUUUUUCCAUUAAUCUGUCCGGUCGGAGCGCGCGAGACCGCCGUUUGUUCGUAAGGCUCGGGACUCCAUAAGCGGUCCGUAACUUUUAUUUAUUGAACGGAUUUGUAGAAAUGUGCGCGGUUGGCACGCGAGCAGCAGACUGCAGAGGAGACUGAGGUAAGAGGAGGAGGACGAACCGGGAAGGACUUUACUGAGGAAAAAGAGAGAAAAAGAUAUAAUAAAGCAAGGAGACUGCUUAUUUCCCGAGCGAGGACAAAGCAGCCGUUGUCGCGUGCAUGCUGAAGAAAGAAGGAGAGGGAGAGAGAGAGCGAUAUAUAGCUAGAUAGACAGAUAGAGGGAGGGAGAGAAGCGUCCCGAGUUGAAGUCACGGAUCUCUCUCUCUCCUCUCUCUCUCUCUUUUGUGUUCUACUGCAUUGCAGUUUAAACCCGGUGCAAAGCGAAAGAGAGCGGCUCGCGCGCCGUGCAGCAUCUAAAUGAACCGGAGAAGGAGAGAAAAACCCGGUACCGAGUGGAUCUUUUUUAUUAUUACAGAUAGGAUUUUCGCCAAAGAGGAUGUGUUUUUGUUUUAAUGCGUUCAUCUCGCACGUGCAGACGUGACUGGAGCAACUAAGGAAGUGCAAGAUCAUCUAAAAAAAAGAGAGAGAGAGAGAGAGAGAGAGAGAGAGAAAAGAAACACACACACACACCCACACACACACACACAGAGGCAGAGACUAAAAAUUAUUACUGGAACUGGAGCACGAGGAAGCUGCAGAGAGAUAAAGAGAGAAGGAGAAAGAGAGCCAUGGGGAUCUUGAGCGUUGGCGCAGUGAGCACACAGCUCUGCUGUUACCUCGUGCUCGUGCUGCAGCUGCUGACUCAGGUCGAUUCAGCGCUGCGCUACCGGGUCGCUGAAGAAGGUCCGGCAGAUGUGCGCAUCGGCAAUGUGGCCAACGACCUGGGACUCGCGACGUCCGGCAUCGGCACAGGCGAUGUGACUUUUGCGCUGGAGUCUGGUGCAGAGUACUUCAAGAUAGAUAACGUGACGGGUGAACUGACCACCAGCACCCGGCGUAUAGACCGCGAGAAGUUACCUCAGUGUGCCAUGAUAUUUGACGAGAACGAGUGUUUCCUGGACUUUGAAGUUUCGGUGAUCGGGCCGCUCCAAAGCUGGGUGGAUCUUUUUGAAGGCCGUGUCGUCGUAACCGACAUCAACGAUAACACACCUUCGUUCCCGUCUCCGAUGCUAACUCUGUCCGUGGAAGAAAACAGACCGAUCGGAACACUUUAUCUUCUGCCCACGGCUACGGACCGCGACUUCGGACGCAACGGUAUCGACCGCUACGAGCUCGUGCACCAGGAUGCCGUUUCCGGGUCACGCAGACCCAAUCCCAGCAUGGCUACAGGAACCGAAAGGAAUGGCGGCGGUGAGAGGAGGCGUGUCCAAGAGUCUGGGCCUACCCAAAAUGGGCGGAGCAACAGCGUCUUUGAGUUGCAAGUUGCCGAUACACCUGAUGGACAGAAGCAGCCACAGUUGAUUGUAAAAGGACCGCUGGACAGAGAGGCACGCGAUUCCUAUGAGCUAAUUCUUCGAGUACGAGAUGGUGGAAAUCCACCACGUUCUUCUCAAGCGUUGCUCCGUAUCUCCAUCACCGACGUCAAUGACAACAACCCACGUUUCGAAAGGGCUGUUUAUGAAGCCGAAAUGGCUGAAAACACACCUCCAGGAACACCUGUGCUUCAGGUCCGAGCUUCAGAUCGUGAUGUCGGAGUAAACGGGCAGGUGGAAUAUGUUUUUGGUGCCGCAACAGAAUCUGUACGCCGGCUACUUCGCCUUGACGAGGCCUCGGGUUGGCUCAGUGUGUUGCACCGAAUCGACCGUGAGGAAGUUUCCCAACUUCGCUUUACAGUAACCGCAAAAGACCGAGGCCAACCACCUCGCACGGACCGUGCCACAGUCAUACUCAACGUACGAGAUGAAAACGACAAUGUUCCCGUUAUCGAUAUCCGCAAAAUCGGACGCAUCCUUGUACGAGACGGAGCUGCCAUGGUGCCCGAGAAUGUUCUAGUGGACACUCCUGUAGCUUUGGUCCAAGUUUCAGAUCGUGAUCAAGGAGAAAACGGAGCUGUGACAUGCACAGUGGUGGGAGACGUCCCGUUUACGCUAAAACCCGCGGGAGAAAAUGCGCUAGCUCCUCCUCCAGCUGUUGAUGACGCCUUUGAACGAAACAAAAAGAAGUUUUUCCUGCACACUUCGGCGCUUUUGGACUAUGAAACCACGAGGGAUUACAGUGUCACGAUUGUUGCUGUGGAUUCUGGAAGUCCCAGUUUGUCCGUUAACAGCACAUUGAUGGUGCGAGUGGUGGAUAUAAACGAUCACGCUCCCACAUUCGCUCAAAAUCUCGUGGAAGUUCAUUUUGCCGAAAACAACACCCCCGGGGAGCGAGUGGUCACCGUGGUGGCAUCUGAUGCCGACAGCGGCAAAAAUGCAGAAAUCGCGUAUUCCCUGGAUCCAUCCGUGAACGGUACUUUUUACAUAGACACUGAUAACGGAGAUAUACGUGCGACCGGGGUGCUAGAUCGAGAACAGCGUGACAGAUAUGAGUUCCGCGUAAUCGCGCGAGACAAAGGCACUCCGUCUUUACAAGGUUCUACGACCGUGGUUGUCCAGAUAACGGAUAGGAAUGACAACGCUCCAAAGUUUGUCCAGGAUGUCUUCAUGUUUUACGUGAAAGAGAACUUGCUCUCCAACAGUCCAGUCGGCAUGCUGACCGUUACGGACGCGGACGGUGGGGAGAAUGCGGAGUUGAGUUUGUUCGUGGAGGAGGAUGAUGAUGAAGAGGAAAAUGACACAGGAAGUAGAAAGCAGGAAACCGUGACCAAGACGUUCUCUAUUGAAAACAACACUGGAACCAUCUUUUCCGCGUUGUCGUUUGACCGUGAGCGCCGCAGCACAUACAAAUUCCGUGUUCGGGCCAUAGAUGGAGGUGACCCGCCCCGAUCCGCCACUGCCACGGUCUCUCUCUAUGUCACAGAUGAAAACGACAAUGCUCCUUCCAUCAUCUCUCCCUCCAAUGACUCCUACACGCUCCUAACCCCCUCCAGCGGCGCCCGUACCGUUGUGAGAACCGUGACGGCCUCGGACAGCGACGCCGGGUCCAACGCAGACCUGCGCUAUGCUCUGAUUGGUGGUAACCCCUUCCAUCUAUUUGAGAUCGGCUUAAGCAGCGGCGUCAUCACGCUGACCGAGCCGCUGGAGAGACGACACCGAGGACUCCACCGCCUGGUGGUACGUGUGAACGACAGUGGAGUUCCCUCGCUGUGUGCCACGGCACUCGUUCACGUCUUCGUCAAUGAGAGUCUCACCAACGCCACCCUGGUGGACGCUCAGGUGGCACGCAGUUUGGGGGUCCCCCUGUCCCUGGACAUUGCAGGUGACCCUGAUAACGAGAGGAUUCUGGGUAAGCAGCGUCUCAGUGUGGCGAUCGGCGUGCUGUCCGGUGCGGCCGCUGUGGUUCUGAUCAUCCUGCUGGUCCUGACGGCGCGUCAGUGUGGAGCGCUCGGGAAGAACGGCUAUGAGGCCGGAAAGAAAGAACCCGAGGAGGAUUUCUUCACACCCCGGCCCCCCUCACAACCGCCGCCCGAGAAAAAAAAGCGUCGCGAUGCAGAGAAACGUGACGUCCGGUCCAAAUCUGAGCGCUCGCUGUACGCCGGGAUCGUCACAGUGAACAGCUGCAGACGCACCGAAGAAGAAGAAGAGGAGGAAGAGGAAGUAGAGGAGGAACAGGAAGUGAGUCAGCGCAUCGGCACCAGGCGUCACCGCUCCAGCCCUGACCUGGCUCGUCACUACAAGUCCAGCUCUCCGCUACCGGCCGUCCAUCUGCAGCCCAACUCUCCACCGGUGGAGGGGAAGAAGCACCAGGCCGUGCAGGAACUCCCUCCCACAAACACCUUCACAGGGAACGGGAACGGGAACGCUGACGCCAUGUCGCUCAGCUCCGACCACUGCUCCGACUACAGCUGCCAUAACAACAAGUACAGCAAACAGCCAUUGCGCAGGGUGACGUUCUCCGUGGCGACAGAUGCUGGUUGCUAUGACAGUGGGGUGGACGAGUCGGAGACACCGAGCAGUAAGAGCAGUAAGAUUGGCGUCUUGUCUCUUCCGGAAGACGGAUACGAGAGAACAACACCUGAGGGGAGUGUGGGGGAGGAGGAACACGUGGAGAAUGACUCGAGGCAGCUCCCUGACGUGGCUUUGACAGGAAAAUGCACUCGUGACUGUGGUGAGUAUGGCCACUCUGACACCUGCUGGAUGCCGGUGCAGUCAUCACCACGGCGACACCAGGGCAACGGAGCACCACGGCAACGCAUGUCCAGCUUCACCUCAGCAGGCGACGACAACAACAAUCACGACAACAGCGAUCCAGAGGAAGAAGAAGGAGAGGAGGAUGAUGGCUCAGACCAAGGCAGCGGAGGGGGUGGAGCCAACGACACACGCAGUCCUCUGGCCAACGGAGAGCCGCUCGCAAGCCGUCGUCAUGGAGACCGCAACAGGAACAUAGGGGAUCACAAUCGAAACCUGCUGAACCGCAAGAUGACAUCAGCAUCAUAUGACACCUUUAGCAGCGCUAGGUUCGGAGGUCAAUGCCAUGGUGAUGACUCAGAGGUGCCCCGCCCACACGAGGUUAUUCCACUGACCCGGGCAGGGGGUGGAGACUUCAAAACAACAUCAUGCCUGACACUGUCACGCAGGGAAGUUUACCUGUGAGGAACAUCUAAGACACAUUUUGAAACCUGAGACACGAACUCACACCUGAGAUAUGAACACAGACUCACACCUGAGACACAAACACACACCUGAGACACGAACUCACACCUGAGAUACCAACACAGACUCACACCUGAGACACCAACACAGAUUCACACCUGAGAUAAAAACUCAGCUGACUUUGUAUUUGACUAGACCCUGAACUCAACCUUGAGAUCAAACAGGAAGAUCCAUCAACUGAGCUAUAAACCUGUACCUGAGAUAUGAAGUUAGCCCUGAGGAACAUUCACCUAAGCUAGGAAUCUGAACUUUAAAUGCAAAGUUCAAGCCAAAGUGGUGAGGAACCUGCUUGUUCUCACCUGAGGUACCCAUCGGCAUCUUAGCUACAAAAUCUGAGCUCAAACAAACUCAGACCUGAGCUACCAGGUUUUGGAUUCACACCUGAAUUAGGAAUUCACAUGGAAUUUCUGAAAUACGAAAAACCUGAAACAUUCCCACCUGAGAUACAAGGUGUUCCUCACUCCUUCACCACCUCUUAUUUCCAACACACAACUGCCAAUACACAGCUUCCAGAUCUUACCUGAGCUACAAAAACACACCUAAGAUACCACUUCUCACCUAAGUUACUAAUCCACCUGAGCUCCAAAUUCUCACACAAUGUACCAGUAAAUACACCUGCAAAGUGAGUUUACAACAUGAGCUCAGCUGAGCUGCCAAUCCUCACCUGACCAGUCAUCAGUUGGGCUACCAGCCCUUAUCUGACCAGUUAUUAUCUGGGCUGCCUGUCUUUACCUGGGAUACCAGUCCUCACCUGACCACUCCUCACCUGGACUACCAGUCCUCAGCUGACCAGUUAUUGCCUAGGCUCCCUGUCCUCACCUUGGCUACCCACCCUUACCUGACGAGUCCUCACCUGACCGAUUAUUACCUGUCCUUCUCACCUGGACUACCAGUUGUAAACUGGGCUAGCAACAUUUACCUGAGGUACCAGUACACAAUUGAGCUACUUGAAAUGUGAAUUCUCCCCUGAGCUUCCAGGUCUUACGUGCACAAUGAGUUUGUACCUGAGCCACAAACUCAAACCUGGAGUGAGAAUCAUCUCCUGCUCAGGACGAGUUUCAGGAAUUUCAGGACUUUGGCUCUGGAACUGAAUGUUUCUCAUCCCAUCAUUUCUGUGGACGAGAAUCGAAAGCUGAGCCGAGGAUUCUGAGCUGCACCGAGUCGUCUCACAGACUUUAAGAAGCUGUUGAAGAAAAACUCUUGAACAUUGCAUGUUUGAUCUUCAGUUGGAAAAAAAAUCUGAAAAAAAUAGAGGAUUUGAAAUGAGUUUAUAAACUGAAUUACUUUUAGGGCUCUUUAAAAGACUUUAAAAGUAACAAGCUGCAUGUUGGGUCUCCUGGAGAAGCUGUGAAGAGAGAGAAAGAGACAGAGAGAGAGAGACAGAGAGAGAGAGCGCACUUCUACAGACCUGACCCUGGUGUGGUGGGGCUGGUGGCCAUAGUGGGGAUGGUAGGGAUGGUGGGGGUGGUAAGACU